This is a messenger RNA of Trypanosoma grayi, 1905 nucleotides long. RefSeq lists its product as hypothetical. The coding region runs from base 1 to 1905 and encodes 634 amino acids. The transcript has a single exon. NCBI's taxonomy places the organism in Eukaryota, Euglenozoa, Kinetoplastea, Trypanosomatida, Trypanosomatidae. The record is from RefSeq and is a predicted model, not a curated record.
AUGACUGAGAACCUUCACAGGGAACUCUUGCAACUGAAGAAUUGUGAGCCACUGACACAGAUGAGUGGUUCACAGAACGACUGGCUGCUUGGCAGCAUGCGGCAAUGCAGCAGCGAUGCUGUGCCCAAGGCUCGGCCACAUAAGGAGUUGCCGUCGUCGCUCGUGCCAGAGGAGGAGGCGGUCAGCCAAGGCCUCUCGCGCGUGGAGUCCGCCUCCACGCCACCAGCUGCACAGCUGGCGUCCAUUGCCGACGCGCGCAGCAGCGACAAAAACAGUGGCAAAAAGACGGCGCAGAAAAAUUCGAUGGGCCGCAGCAGCGGCGCCUCUCCGCCGUGCGGUGAGAACCUUGAGGGAACGCUCAUCACGCUCGAGGUCUCCCCGUCGAGCUUGGACUCGGAGGAUGUCGUGGUAUCGCCGUCCCGUGCCGCCGACAGUCGUCCGCGUGCGUCGUCCUGCGGCAAGCACAGCUCCUCUCCAAAGCGCGAGGAAGGCCUCUCGCACAAAGGUAAGUGGAGACGUGCAACCAUCAGCAGUAGCAGCGCGAGGGAUUCGAGCACAAGUAUGCCGCGCCACGCCCGUGACUCCGUAACGUCAACGGGAAGCUUCUCCUCCGUGCGGCGCUCAGGGAAACUAAAGUCCGCAUCGAAGACCAUCGGCGGCGGGGGCGGCGACGGGAAAAAGACACGAGGAUUUAUGAAGAACAACUUCAAAGCUCCGGCGGCGCGCGCACCAGCAGCACUGUCGCCGCGUCCUGUGCUGAGGAAAAACUCACGCGGUGCCACCACGCACUCGCCGUCACCGGCACUGCCAAGCCGCGAGAUGUCGGUCGCAACCGUCGCCGCUGCACAAAAGCGGGACACAGUGCGCGCAGCCGGCGCAUCGCUGCGGGCCAACUCAGGGGCGAACCAGGCCUCCCCUGAAGUUUUUGUUUCGUCUGAGAGCGAGGGCGACAACGCGUUGCCCUCGCCGGCACGCCACGGUUUGAAGCAGCGCACUGGCGGCCUGCCCACCACGCUGAAGACAAACUUGCAGCCGGCACAGCCAGCACUGCCGUGCUCCGCGUCGGUGUCGGUGUCGGCGGCGGUCAUCGAUGUCAUUGAGGUGACGGGCCAGCCGGAUGAAGAGGCACCACAGCCCUCGGAGGAGUGGGCGAGGUUUGCCGCUGGCGCGACGCUGACGCACCGAUUCCACAACACGGCGCCUGGCUUCCCUGAUGCUGAGGCGCUGGCGGUGAAGGCGGCUGCAACCGCUGCGCCUGAGGGCUGUGAGGUGAGUAACGUCCCUUUCUCACAGAUGAAACGCGUUGCGGUAGAGGAGUCACGGCGUGCCGAACGACAACGCAUUGAGGCAAAAGUGGGCGCAACACGGCGACAGAAGGAGAAGAAGGCUGCAGAAAGUCUAGUGUGGACGGAGGACUCUGAACGAAGCCAAUUGGAGGUCAUGGAGGAGGAGAAUAAACAGCAACUGAGAGAGACUCAACAUCAAGAAAGUAUGCGGCUAAUAAAAGCGCAGAAUCAAAGGACUGCAAAGAAGGACGAGGAGGAGCUGAGCCGAAAGGCGGCAGAGGCGGAGGCUGCGUCCAGAAGACGGCAAGCGGAAUCACCAGCGUUGACACCGAUACAAGAGGUGCGAGCAAUAACACUAGAUACACAUGUACCACCACCAAUAGCUCCAUCAUCAGUAACGCCUGCAAAGGUGGAGACAUUUAAAACACCGGUAGACUCGGCUGUGGCGAGGACUCCCGUGAAAUCAGUGAAAUCACCGAGUCCUGCAAGAUCAGCAGAACCAACAGCCACUUCCCGCCGGGGGGUAUCGCCGACCGCAUCUCCGGUGCCGGUGGAGCCUUUUUUCGAUAGACCGUACCUGAAGGAGCCACCAAAGGCGAAGUGCUGCACCGUCAUGUGA